CCCUCUCAAAAGAUAAUCUCCGAGAGAGCAGUCUCAUGGACUUGUUUGGAGAGUUUCAGAAGGGAGAAAUCGAUGGGAGACCAUUUCUUGUAUACCAAAACGUUAUGAAACAAUUACCACUACUAAUACAAACCCCAAACACCUCCGACGAUGGAGAAACCACCAUCGAAAAACCAUUAUCAUUCCAAAACAAUACAACCUCCAUCUACGAUCUCCCUCCCCAAACUCUUUUCUUAUGCCCAAGACUCCGAACCCGAUUGUUAUUGAAUGCUCUCGAUGAUGAGAGGGGUGGUGAGGACUCUAACCAAAUCCUUUCCAAGUACAGUUCUUCCCCUCUCUUUGAUGACACUAGUGACACUCAUCAUGUACUCCCUCUUUUUUGGUGCAACAACAAAGAAGUCGAUCCAGAAGCUGAAGAAGGUGAUGAGUGCUAUUCCUGCUCUAUCCAAACCAUCGGUACGGACUAUUAUUUUUGUGCCACGUGUGAUAAAAGGUUUCAUAAAGAAUGCGUCGAGUGUCCACUUAGGAUUAGUUAUCCUUCCCACCCCAAACAUUCUCUCCAACUCUUCUAUUCUAAAUAUAGAUCUGACAAUUGCAUCUACUGUAGAGAAAGAGCAACCUAUAUGAUUUAUUUUUGUGCUCUUUGCGACACCUAUAUGCAUGUCCUUUGUGCUCAGAAAAAAAUACCCUUUUUCAUAGACAAACCAAAAAGGCAUGACCAUACUCUCUCCCUUUUCCCUAGACAAGCUUCCUUAACCUGCAAUAUUUGUGGUUUGGUUAAUAAACUUCAUCUCACUUACGCCUGCCCUUCUCUAUGCGAUUUCGUUUCCCAUAGUGAUUGUAUCCACAACCCACAAACCAUAAGAAUAUCUCGUCACUACCACCAUGUCUCUUUCACUUCUACUCUUUCGUUAGGAAGAUGGUCUUGUGGAGUUUGCCGCCGUACGAUUGACCCUGAGUAUGGUGCGUAUACUUGCAAUGUGUGUAAUGACUACGCUGUUCACACAAGAUGUGCAUUGCGCACAGAUAUAUGGGAUGGCAUUGAACUCGAAGGAGUACCAGAAGACGACGUAGAAAUUGAGCCUUUCGAGAGGAUAUCUGAUGAAAUAAUACUCCAUUUCUCUCAUGGAUGUCAUAUGAAGUUUGAGACCAGUGGAGUUUACGACGGAAACAAGUUUUGUCAAGCAUGUACCCUUCCAAUAAACGAGGACUAUUUUUAUGUAUGUGUGGAAUUGUGUGACUUCAUCUUACACGACAGAUGUGCAUAUGCUCCACGUAGAAAGGUCCAUCCAUUACAUCCCCAUCCACUUAUACAAAAGGCUGCUGUUCAUGAAGACCAUGUAUUCGGAUGUGAUGCUUGUAUGCGUACUAGUAAUGGUUUUGGGUAUAGGUGUACCAAUCAGGAUUGUGACUACAUACUAGAUGUAGUGUGUGCUUCGACUUCUGAGCCGUUUAAUUAUCAAGGCCAUGAACACCCCUUAUUCAUGGAGAAAGACCCUAGAAAAAAGCCAAUAUGCCACAUUUGCAAGUCAAAGAAAGACAAGGUGUUUAACUGCUAUGAAUGUGAAUUUGUUAUAUGUUUCGAAUGCGCUACCUUACCAUACAAGGUAAGGUAUGAGGAUGAUGACCAUUACCUUAGAUUUUGCGGUGGAUAUGAGGCAAGUGACAAGGAUUGGUGUGAGAUAUGCGAAAAGAGAAUAAAGAUUGGAAAAAACAAAGGGUUCUAUAAGUGCAAUGACUGCUGCACCUCGCUUCAUAUUAAUUGUUUACUUGGUCCAGAACCAUAUAUGAAGCCUGGUCAAAUUACCACAGAAGAUAAAGGUGAUGGGGUGCUUGUUAUACGCAACAAAUUUUCUUCUCGACCAAUUUGCUAUUCUUGCAGUAACCGUUGUCCGUAUCCAACAUUUUAUAGUUUUGAAGAGAGUGUGUUUUGUUCUUUAAACUGUUUUCAUUAUUAACGCUUAAAUCAUAUACACGUCGAUAGCCAUUGAGUUA
Camelina sativa (false flax) is the source of this 1995-nucleotide messenger RNA. Lineage: Eukaryota; Viridiplantae; Streptophyta; Magnoliopsida; Brassicales; Brassicaceae. The record is from RefSeq and is a predicted model, not a curated record.